This is a messenger RNA of Zeugodacus cucurbitae (melon fly), 1631 nucleotides long. RefSeq names its product ATP-sensitive inward rectifier potassium channel 15 (gene Irk3). Gene Ontology annotation, cellular component: plasma membrane. The transcript is spliced from 7 exons. Lineage: Eukaryota; Metazoa; Arthropoda; Insecta; Diptera; Tephritidae. Gene Ontology annotation, molecular function: inward rectifier potassium channel activity. Bases 210 to 1487 code for a protein of 425 amino acids. Gene Ontology annotation, biological process: potassium ion import across plasma membrane; regulation of monoatomic ion transmembrane transport. The record is from RefSeq and is a predicted model, not a curated record.
UAAUCUUGUCAGACCUUAGUUUGCGUUUGUAAUUUCGACAACAAACAACGCCAAGCAGCAGCCACAGCAAGACAAGUGCUGAUCGUGCGUCUUUGUAGCUGAUUUAAUUUAAUUGCCUUCAAUUGGAUUUGCAGCUUUAUCACAGCCUGAGUGGGGGUGGACAAUUAAACAGACAGUUUGUUAUAUAAACAGCUGAAGCAAACGAAAGCAUGGAACAAGCCGAUAAUCCACAAAUACGCCGUUCUAUAUCGAUGCCGGUUAAACCGCGUCCGAUUGAACCCAAAUCACUGAAGCGCUCAGAGGAAAAGGAGCGCAUCAACGAUUCCGGCGAUUAUUAUCCAGAAAGUCCGAUUGUGCAGCGGCGCAAGAGAAGCGAUUUGGAUGGUCACAUAAGCCGAAGUGCAAACAAUGUGCCUUGUGCAAGCGAUUGGGUUGGUAGUACGAUUGAAUUGAAUCGCGAUUGCCGUUAUAGUGAUCCCAUGUGUUCGCGUCAUCGUCAUCAUCGUGUCAUUGAGAAGAGUGGCCAUGAGAAUGUCAGUUUUCGACGUAUACCACAGAAAUCCUGGCGUUAUGUGCGUGAUUUGGUAACAACAAUGAUUGAACUAGAUUGGAAGUAUAUGCUGACGAUUUUUGUUGGAACCUACUUCUUCACAUGGUUCUUCUUCGCCUUGCUCAAUUAUAUGGUUGCCUACUCGCAUGGCGAUCUCAUGUUUGACGAAGUCACCGGCGAACGUUUGGGCGAGGGCAAGGAACCAUGUAUUAAGGGUGUUUAUAAUUUCGUCUCGAUGAUCAUCUAUUCGGUGGAAACGCAAACGACAAUUGGUUUUGGCGAGAAAUACGCGAGCGAUGAGUGUCCGGAAGCCAUAUUUUUGUUCGUUAUGCAAAUGAUAUUGGCCAUUGGCAUUGAAGGGAUGCUUGUCAGCAUGGUAUAUGCGAAGACAGCAAGGCCGGCAAAGCAAAUAACGAAAUUGAAAUUUAGCGACAAAGCGGUGAUUUGUUAUCGUGAUGAAAAACUGUGCCUGUUGUUUCGUGUUUGCGAUCCACGUAAGCAGCAAGUGAUUGAGUCGAAAAUACGCGUAUAUCUCAUAAAGAACAAAACCACACGCGAAGGUGAGUUCGUGCAAACACGCACUGAACUGAAAUUGGAUGGCUAUGGCCAGCAAAUUAUUGUUUGGCCAGAAAUUGUCUGCCACUGCAUAGAUGAGACUAGUCCUUUGCACUAUUUGAAGUCGGCCAAAGAUUUGAAUGAAGCACAAUUUGAAUUGUAUGUGUCGAUUGUGGGUUGUUCUGCCGCAACCGCAAUGGUGACGGAGGCACGCACCUCCUAUGUGCCAUGUGAGGAUAUUUUCUGGGGACAACGCUUUGUCAACAUUAUCAGCUACGAUACACGCAAUGAACGCUAUGUCGUUGAUUACAGUAAUUUUAAUACAACCAUAUCGGUUGACAUGAAAACUAUCGAGAAGGCUUGCUUGGAGAACGAGGAAUAAACACGAUUUGUGUUGCUUAUAAAUAAUUAUUAAAUAUGCAUAUUUGUUGGAAUAAUAUUUCUUUACAUUUUUCAAACUCAAUUUAUUAACUGGCAAAACUUUGAAUUUGCACUAAUAAAGUAUAUAAUUAACAUAAUCAUUUAA